GCGUAUGAUCAACUUAAAUAUGUUGAUAUUUCAUAUAAUUUAUUUGAUAAUAUUCCUAAUUUACAUAGAAUGAAUAUUGUUACUGUAUUCAACAUAUCAAAUAAUCGAAUAGUUGAUUUGACAGAAAAAAUUUAUCAAUUAGAAUCAUUAUGUGAAUUAUACGUGAUGAAUAACAAACUUAUACAUGUACCAAAAUCAAUUGGUAAUUUAAAGAAUUUAGAAAUAUUAGACAUUUCUGAUAACAUGCUUGUAGACUUACCAUUUUCAAUUGGUGAUUGUCAAAACUUAAGAGAACUUAAAUUACGAGGUAAUUCAUUGGAAAGUUUACCAGCAACUUUGAGACAAUUGACUAAUUUAGAUAUAUUUCAUGUUGGACAAUGGCCAGUUACCGAGUUCAAAAUAAUACAUGAUGAACAUCGGCAAGAAAAUUUGAAAUUAAGUCCAUAUCAACUUAAUAUUCCACAACAUGUUGAAC
Molecule: messenger RNA, 475 nt
Organism: Scutellospora calospora
Lineage: Eukaryota; Fungi; Glomeromycota; Glomeromycetes; Diversisporales; Gigasporaceae
Source: the annotation of a GenBank genome assembly